This is a messenger RNA of Porites lobata, 538 nucleotides long. Lineage: Eukaryota; Metazoa; Cnidaria; Anthozoa; Scleractinia; Poritidae. The record is from the annotation of a GenBank genome assembly.
AUGGCACUAACGAAUUUCACCGAAGAUGAAAAAUAUCAGAAAACAUUUGUUAAACUCUUGUGCUCGCCUGAAUUAAUCAGAGGUGUAGAUGGCGACCUUAUCUUCCUUUCAGCUCUAAACAUUUUCCUGUCCAUUGCAGCGUUUCUGGGGAACACUCUGAUCCUAGUUGCUCUGCACAAGGAAACUUCACUUCAUCCGCCGUCCAAACUCCUGUAUCGUAACCUAGCGAGAACUGAUCUCUGUGUGUAUAAUUACACAGCCUUUGGUUAUAGCUUGCUUGACCUCUGUUGUGAACCGAAGAUGGGAUAUUUGCUGUUACACGGUUCUGGCAUUAUUUUUCUCAGGUUAUACUUUGUGUGAUGUGUCCUUAUUGACACUGGCUGCAAUAAGCGUGGACAGACUUCUCGCCUUGUUGCUGGGGCUCAGAUACAGACAAGUUGUUACUUUGAAAAGGACACGUGUAACUGUCAUUGGUUUUUGGAUUUUGUCUAUUGUUGGUGCGUCUAGUUUCUUUUGGAAUCCUAUUAUAACUUCAUCU